Messenger RNA from Heteronotia binoei (common prickly gecko), 4108 nucleotides. RefSeq names its product aldehyde oxidase 3-like. Lineage: Eukaryota; Metazoa; Chordata; Lepidosauria; Squamata; Gekkonidae. The transcript has 35 exons. Bases 58 to 4089 code for a protein of 1343 amino acids. The record is from RefSeq and is a predicted model, not a curated record. Gene Ontology annotation, molecular function: 2 iron, 2 sulfur cluster binding; iron ion binding; oxidoreductase activity.
UGCUGGUGUUUGAGAUCUUCUUGGGCCACUUUCCGGUUGUGUUUUUUCUGUAGCAAAAUGUCAGGGGCCCCACCUUCAGAUGAGCUUGUAUUUUUUGUGAAUGGCAGAAAGGUAAUUGAAAGGUGUGCUGAUCCUGAGGAACUGUUGCUUAAUUACCUGAGAAAGGACCUCCGUCUCACAGGAACCAAGUAUGGCUGUGGAAUCGGAGGGUGUGGAGCCUGCACCGUCAUGGUCUCUACGUACAACCCGGACUCUAAGAAGAUACGACAUUUCCCAGCCAACUCUUGUCUGCUUCCAUUGUGCUCAUUGUAUGGUGCUGCAGUAACCACCGUGGAAGGAGUUGGAAACACAAAAACCAAACUUCAUCCCAUUCAGAAAAGGCUGGCCAAAUGCCACGGCUCCCAGUGUGGCUUCUGCACCCCUGGAAUGGUGAUGUCGAUGUAUUCUCUGCUAAGGAAUCACCCGGAACCCACCAUGGAGCAGAUAUCGGCUGCACUGGAUGGCAAUUUGUGCCGUUGCACUGGGUACAGACCUAUAAUCGACAGCUUCAGUGCUUUCUCUCAGGAGUGCUGUCCCUUGGCAGGGAGUGGAAAGUGUUGCUUGGACCAAGAAGAAGAGAAGGGGAAAGAAAAAGAUGAAAAUUUAGCUCCGGAGCCCAAAAGAGGAGAUCGAAUGUGUUCAGGCCUCUGCCAACCAGAAGACUUCCAGCCCAGGGACCCAACCCAGGAUUAUAUAUUUCCACCUGAACUAAUGAGAAUGGCUGAAGAGAGCAAAAGAAGAACUCUGGUUUUCAGUGGAGAACGGACUACCUGGAUUUCUCCUGUAGCGCUCCAGGAACUUCUGGUCCUGAAAGCCAAGUACCCAAAUGCCCCUCUUGUGGUGGGGAACACAAGCAUAGGAAUUGAUGUGAAAAAACUGGGCAUUUGGUACCCAGUUAUCAUUCAUCCUCCUAGGGUUCCAGAACUGCAUGUUGUCUGCAGAGUACACAAUGGGCUAGUGAUAGGUGCAGCAACCCACUUGGCCCAGCUGAGGGACAUCUUGUUAGAUGUGGUCCCAGAACUCCCUGCAGAGAAGACAAGGAUUUACCGUACUCUGCUGAAGCAACUGAGAACACUGGCAGGAGAACAGAUCAGGAAUUUGGCAUCCUUAGGAGGCCACAUCGUAAGUAGAGGCUCACCUUGGGAUCUGAACCCUGUCCUGGCAGCUGGCAAAGCGAUUCUCAAUCUGGCAUCAACAGGUGGAAGACGACAGAUUCCCCUGAAUGGUGACUUCCUCGCCUGGUGUCCGGAGGCCGAUCUUUCACCCAGGGAGGUCAUAGUCUCCGUUUUUAUUCCAUUUUCAAAGAAAGAUGAAUUUGUGUCUGCAUUCCGACAAGCUGAGCGGAGGAAGAAUGCGAUGUCCGUGACCAAUUCGGCAAUGCAAGUUCAGUUCCAGCCAGGCACUGAUGUCAUUGAGGACCUGACUAUUUUGUAUGGAGGCGUUGGCCGUACCACAGUGAGUGCCCCGGUCACCUCUCGGAAGCUACGAGGAAGAAAAUGGGAUGAGCAGUUGCUGGAUGAAGCCUGCCGGCUCAUUCUCGAGGAGAUUCAACUCUCACCUUCAGCAGUAGGUGGAAAAGUGGAAUACAGACGAACUCUCCUCGUCAGCUUCUUUUUCAGAUUCUAUUUGGAAGUGCUACAAGGUUUAAAGUGCACGUAUCCAUCCAAGUAUCCUGACUUGCCAAAGGAAAUCUUGAGUGCCUUAGACGAGUUCCAUGAUCAUCCGCCACGAGGUGUGCAAGAAUACCAGGAUGUCGACCCUCAGCAGCCUCCUCAGGACCCAGUGGGGCGUCCCGUCAUGCAUGAGUCUGGGAUUAAGCAUGCCACUGGUGAGGCCGUCUACACCAAUGACAUCGGUCCAAUAGACGGACAGCUCUAUAUGGCGCCAGUGACCAGCACACGAGCCCAUGCGAAGAUUGUAUCCAUUGAUACCUCUGAGGCCUUAGAAAUUCCGGGGGUGGUUACUGUGGUAACAGCUGCUGAUAUUCCAGGGGAAAAUGGCGAUGAACAUGAGAAAGUGUUGGCUGAAGAUGAGGUGAUAUACAUCGGUCACAUUAUCUGUGGCGUGGUCGCAGAGACCUAUGAGAUUGCAAAGGAAGCCACCAAAAAAGUGAAGAUAGAGUAUGAAGAUCUAGAACUGAUUCUGACAAUUGAGGAUGCCAUCCAGCAUAAUUCAUACUUUGGAGAAGAAAAAAAACUAGAAAAAGGAAAUCUUGAGGAAGCAUUUCGCACAGUUGACAGAAUCAUCGAAGGUGAAAGCAAUGUUGGUGGGCAAAGCCAUUUUUUCAUGGAAACAAACUCUAGCAUUGCCGUUCCAAGAAAAGAGGAUGAUGAAAUGGACAUAUAUGUCUCCACCCAGGAUGCUUCACAUGUACAGAAAUUACUGGCUACAACAUUGGACAUCCAGUCCAAUAGAAUCAGGUGCUACACAACACGAGUGGGUGGUGCUUUUGGAGGGAAAUGUACAAGACCUUCCUUUUUGAGCGCUGCCACAGCAGUGGCAGCACAAAAAACUGGCUGCCCAGUUCGUUUCAUUCUGGAACGAGAGGAUGAUAUGUUCAUAAAUGGAGGCCGGCAUCCUUUCUGGGGGAAAUACAAAGUGGGAUUCAUGAAUGAUGGAAAAAUCAAAGCCGCUGACCUUGAGUAUUAUGUAAACGGUGGGUGUACAUUAGACCAAUCUGUAUGGGAAAUAGAGUGGGUAGUGCUAAACAGUUGCAACGCUUAUGACAUCCCCAACUUCCGAUGUCGCGGACGUGCCUGCAAGACCAAUCUGCCAUCGAGUAUCGCAUUUCGAGGAUUCGGUUUCCCACAGUCGGCCCUUUCUGCAGAGAUGUGGGUUUCCGCUGUGGCAGACGAGCUUGGCUUGCCUCAUGAUAAGGUCCAGGAAAUGAACUUAUACAAAACAGUUGCCCUCACGCCCUUCAAGCAAGAGGUUGAUGUCAGGAAUUUGGUUGUGUGUUGGAAAGAAUGCUUGAAGAGGUCUGAUUUUUACAACCAGAGGAAAGCGAUAGAGGAAUUCAACAAGCAAAACUUCUGGAAGAAGAAAGGGAUUGCCCUCUCCCCCAUGUUCUUUUCAAUCGGAUUCAAUGACACCUUUUACCACCAGGCUGCCGCUCUGGUGAAUAUCUACUUAGAUGGGUCAGUGUUGGUGCAUUGCGGUGGAUGUGAGCUGGGACAAGGGCUUUACACCAAGGUGUUACAGGUUGCCACCCAUGAAUUAAUGAUAUCCGAGUCUUACGUACAUAUUUUUAAAAGAAGUACCGUUCCAAUACCCAACGCCGUUGUCACAGCGGGAUCCACUAGCUCAGAGGUCAACUGUAAAGCUGUCCAGAACGCUUGCCAAAUUCUCCGGAAGCGGCUGGAGCCGGUCAUUAAAGAAAACCCAGAAGGCAAAUGGGAAGACUGGAUUUCCAAAGCUUUUAAGGAAAGCAUCAACCUCUCAGCUACCGGCUACUUCAAAGGAUACGUGACCAAUAUGGACUGGGAGAAGGGAGAAGGCCACGCUUUCCCAUACUUUGUUUUUGGCGUUAGUUGCUCUGAAGUUGAGAUUGACUGCCUGACAGGGGAUCAUAAGAAUCUCCAAACAGACAUUGUCAUGGAUGCCUGUUACAGCAUCAAUCCGGGAGUUGACAUAGGACAGAUUGAAGGUGGCUUUAUGCAGGGACUCGGACUUUUUACCCAUGAAGAAGUGAAAUUCUCCCCCGAAGGAGAGCAGUACACCAGGGGUCCAGACUCGUAUAAAAUCCCUGCCGUUUGUGAUGUCCCAGAAUUGUUUAGAAUCUACUUGCUGCCGAACACAAGAAACCCAAUUGCCAUCUACUCCUCCAAGAGUAUGGGAGAAGCUGGGCUAUACUUGGCGUCAUCUGUGUUUUUCGCUAUCAAGGAUGCACUGGCUGCGGCCCGGAAGCAAAGGGGACUGAGUGACAUUUUUACACUAGACAGUCCGCUGAACGUAGCAAGGAUUCGCAUGGCAUGUGCUGACCAUUUUACAGAGAUGAUUCCAAAGGAUGAACCCGGAACCUUUAAACCAUGGGCCAUUGAUAAAAAUUAAAAUAUUCAAUUUUUCCACC